This is a messenger RNA of Theileria equi strain WA, 2073 nucleotides long. RefSeq names its product protein 82. The record is from RefSeq and is a predicted model, not a curated record. The coding region runs from base 31 to 2073 and encodes 680 amino acids. The transcript has a single exon. NCBI's taxonomy places the organism in Eukaryota, Apicomplexa, Aconoidasida, Piroplasmida, Theileriidae.
CGGCCCUUAGUUCGUAAGAUUUCCGGGAGAAUGGCCGUGUUCAUCGUUGUACCGUUUGUAGUUUUAAGUACCGCCUUAGUUAGGGCGUACUCCGGCUAUUUGCUGGAUGUCCAUGCACCUGUAGACACAAGUAAUAUUUCUGCCCAAAGUUUCGAGUUGGAUGACAUCCACUAUGUAUGCUUCUUGCCAAAGAAUGGCAUAAGGCUUGAUGAUAUCGUGGCUUCCGAAUCCAUCGUGUGGAGAGGUGGAAACAACGAGAAAUGUACCUCGGCUCUAUUUGCCUAUAGCAAUGACAUGCCAGAGUUGGCUCAUCUCUUUAUAAAGAGCGGAAAUACAACUGUUGCCGCUUACUACAAACAUGGAGAGAAGGGUUGGAGUUUCAUUGAUAGAAGUGAAUAUUCGUCACUGUUGAAAUUACUCAAGUCAUCAGUCAAGGCAGAAGUCUUGACCCUGGAUAUCAGUGAGAAUGCAGACACCAACAAGUAUACCGUUGAAAAGAGUUUGAAUAAACCACAGACUAUGAUGUUUUCUCCGAAAGUUGGCUAUCAUGUUACAAGUAUAGUCGAUGGUGAUGAACCUGUCUGGAAGGCUGAGGCUAAGGGCGACCGCUCCGUCUUUGUUUGGUUCUAUACCUCAUCAGGAAGGAAGAUUAUGGUGCGUAACCUUGUCACCUACGCCAAUGGCUUUUCUGAGAUACGCGUGUACAUUUACAUUAGCGGCAAGUGGGUAUACUCUAAGAAUUUGACUUCGCAUAUUCGCGAUAGAGCUGUUUCACACAAAAAGAGCUUGAGACAUGAGAAGAAUAAUUUUACCACCCCUGAAGACUUUUUCCAUCCAGAGGAUGUUCCUAGUCCACAUGGUGACAUUACUACUCCUGAGGACUUCUUCCAUCCUGAAGAUGUUGCUUCUCUACACAGUGGUAUAACUACUCCAAAGGAUUUCAUUCAUCCUGAAGAUGUUGCUUCUCUACACAGUGGUAUAACUACUCCAAAGGAUUUCAUUCAUCCUGAAGAUGUUCCUAGUCCACAUGGUGACAUUACUACUCCUGAGGACUUCUUCCAUCCUGAAGAUGUUGCUUCUCUACACAGUGGUAUAACUACUCCUGAGGACUUUUUCCAUCCUGAAGAUGUUCCUAGUCCACAUGGUGACAUUACUACUCCUGAGGACUUCUUCCAUCCUGAAGAUGUUCCUAGUCCACAUGGUGACAUUACUACUCCUGAGGACUUCUUCCAUCCUGAAGAUGUUGCUUCUCUACACAGUGGUAUAACUACUCCAAAGGACUUCUUCCAUCCUGAAGAUGUUGCUUCUCUACACAGUGGUAUAACUACUCCAAAGGAUUUCAUUCAUCCUGAAGAUGUUCCUAGUCCACAUGGUGACAUUACUACUCCUGAGGACUUCUUCCAUCCUGAAGAUGUUGCUUCUCUACACAGUGGUAUAACUACUCCUGAGGACUUUUUCCAUCCUGAAGAUGUUCCUAGUCCACAUGGUGACAUUACUACUCCUGAGGACUUCUUCCAUCCUGAAGAUGUUCCUAGUCCACAUGGUGACAUUACUACUCCUGAGGACUUCUUCCAUCCUGAAGAUGUUGCUUCUCUACACAGUGGUAUAACUACCCCUGAAGACUUUGAAGAUGUACGUCCAGAUCCCCUUCCAUUCGACAAGUUUGUAUCUAUGGACUUUACUUCUACUGUUGAUGCCUCCAAGUGCGCCACUAUCAAGAGCAAGACCAAGGGUAUUGACGUUACAUUCUACUACUCCCGCGGAUUUUACUUUGACAAUGUUUCAAAGGAUGGUCUUACCAUAUGGAAAAGUCACUCUUCAUUCGAAGGCGCUACUUCAGUAUCCUUUUAUUGCAAGGGUGAACUGCAACUUGCCGAUGUGCUUGUUGCCAAUCCCAAGAAUGGCGAUAAAUUCCAAUAUUAUGUAAAAACGGAAACGAUGUGGAAGCCCUUGGAAAAACAUACAUUCCUCUCCAUGUUGAAUGAUGGUUACAAACUCGAGCAAGACUCUGCUAUUGUGCCACUUGUCUCAGCUUUGACCCUAGUAAUCGCAUGUACUCUAACAUGGGUAUAA